CAUUUCCCAGCUACUUUUCACAAGCUAGUUUUUUUCAUUUGUGCUGAGAUCCCAGAAUUCUACAAUUUAUUGAUCAGCGGAUCAGUUCAGACAUGGCCUCAGCUCCAGCACAGCAGCCUACCCUCACUGUUGAGCAGACCAGAGUGGUACUGAGCGAAGUGAUCCAGGCCUUCUCGGCACCAGAAAAUAUUGCAAGGAUGGAGGAGGCUCGAGAAAGUGCCUGCAACGACAUGGGCAAGAUGUUGCAGCUCGUGCUCCCUGUGGCCACCCAGAUUCAACAAGAGGUUAUCAAAGCUUAUGGCUUCAACAAUGAGGGAGAGGGUGUCCUAAAAUUUGCCAGAUUGGUGAAGAUGUAUGAAACUCAGGACCCUGAAAUUGCAGCAAUGUCGGUUAAACUCAAGUCUCUCCUCCUGCCACCACUGUCAACACCACCUAUAGGAGGUGCCAUCCCAUCUUCAUAGGACCUCUUUACCUUCAUUGGUCAACUGCAAGGUUGCAUUCAUCCAAUUCUUUGUUUCAACACAAAGAUACUGCAAUUCCAAGAUCUGUCAUCUACUCUUCCUGAGAAAUAAUGGGAACAUAUAAUUUCAAACUUAAUAAAAAUAAAAAAAACACACGUUCCAACAAAGAUGAAACAUACUGUAUCAAGGUUUAAUUUAAAACAUCCUUGCAUAAUUGUUAAAUUAUUGCCUUUAAAAUGUUUCAGUAUUAUUUGUUACAUGUUCCAUUGACACUUUUCAUUGAACCUUAAACAUUUCCUUCACUGCUA
Messenger RNA from Pseudoliparis swirei, 769 nucleotides. RefSeq names its product gene rich cluster, C10 gene (gene grcc10). Bases 93 to 461 code for a protein of 122 amino acids. The record is from RefSeq and is a predicted model, not a curated record. The transcript is spliced from 4 exons. Gene Ontology annotation, biological process: post-embryonic development. Lineage: Eukaryota; Metazoa; Chordata; Actinopteri; Perciformes; Liparidae.